Messenger RNA from Tinamus guttatus (white-throated tinamou), 2043 nucleotides. The record is from RefSeq and is a predicted model, not a curated record. NCBI's taxonomy places the organism in Eukaryota, Metazoa, Chordata, Aves, Tinamiformes, Tinamidae.
UGGACGAAUACAUUGCCAUUGCUAAAGAGAAGCACGGAUACAAUAUGGAGCAGGCCCUUGGGAUGCUCUUCUGGCACAAGCACAACAUUGAAAAGUCUUUGGCAGAUCUGCCAAACUUUACUCCGUUCCCAGAUGAGUGGACAGUGGAAGACAAGGUUUUAUUUGAACAAGCCUUCAGCUUCCACGGGAAAACAUUUCACAGGAUCCAGCAGAUGCUUCCUGACAAAUCAAUAGCCAGCCUGGUGAAAUUUUACUACUCCUGGAAGAAGACAAGGACUAAAACUAGCGUGAUGGACCGUCAUGCUCGUAAACAAAAAAGGGAACGUGAGGAAAGUGAGGAUGAAAUGGAAGAAACAAAUGGAAAUAAUCCUAUUGAUAUUGAAGUUGAACAAAACAAGGAGAGCAAAAAGGAGGUGCCGCCCGCUGAAACUGUUCCUCAGGUGAAGAAAGAAAAGCACAGUACACAGGCCAAGAACAGAGCGAAGAGGAAACCUCCCAAAGGAAUGUUCCUUUCCCAAGAAGAUGUAGAGGCCGUUUCUGCCAAUGCAACAGCUGCUACAACUGUACUCAGACAACUGGACAUGGAGUUAGUCUCAAUCAAACGACAGAUUCAGAAUAUCAAGCAGACAAACAGCGCUCUCAAAGAAAAACUUGAAGGUGGGAUAGAACAAUACAGACUCCCAGAGGUCACUCAGAAAUUCAAUGCACGUUGGACCACGGAUGAGCAACUUCUUGCUGUGCAAGCAAUCAGGAAAUAUGGCCGAGACUUUCAAGCAAUCUCUGAUGUGAUUGGAAACAAAUCUGUGGUGCAAGUGAAAAACUUUUUUGUAAAUUACCGUCGUCGCUUCAACAUAGAUGAAGUUCUACAGGAGUGGGAGGCAGAGCACGGCAAAGAGGAGACGAAUGGAACCAACAGCCAGAAGCCUGUAAAAUCCCCCGAUAAUUCCACUAAAAUGUCAGAAGAAGAAGAUGAGGCUACUUCUGUUCUUGAUGUCAGAUAUGCAUCUGCUUCGUGAGAAGGUGCUGUAGCCUAGAACAAUUUGUGUUGACUACUGUGUUAUCCAGGAUAUCAGGUAUUAGCAAACCUCAGACAGCCAUCUGCAUCAUAUCUGUGGACAAGCAGCUGUUACCAAAAAAAGGCAAACGCUUCCAGUCCUCUGCUACAUCUGCCUUAAUCUCCCCUCAUUGCUCCAUACUGCCUCCACUUUCUUUCCAAAGCUCCCAGAUAGCUCAGCUCUCCAUUUCACCAACGUCCUGCUUAAGCAUGGGGAUUUCUAGAACUAGUAACACCUGUCUCUAAUUUUGACCAGCUGUCAAAGCAAGGAGCUCCUUAGCAGCCCCACGAUAACUCUACACAUUAGGAGUUCUUGUAAUACUUGGUCCGUAGGGUAUAAGUACGUAUUGCUGCAUGGCCUUGUGGUCUCUGCUUCCUGUGUAUUCUUAUGAUGACACUAUUAUUAGCGACCUUUCUAUAAAGGAGAGGCCUGUGCACAUGCCAGCAGUGUCAGGUUUGUUCUGAAAUGACAGGGCCCUUUAGCAAGCAACCGUGAAUAAUGCCAAGUGAUAGGAAAUGCUGUUUCUGAGGUUGGGUCAGUCCAAGGUUGUACAUGUAAGUCAUUACACUUCUGGUUUGUGCAAUUCUUUCCACUGUAUUUGUGUCUCUUGCUUCAUAGAAAGCUCCCUAACUGAGCAUUUUAUUCCUGUAUAUUUUAAUGGCUUUUAUUUAGUGCAAAAGGGAAUACGUAACCUGAAACUGUUUGAUACGCUAUUUAACCCCUGGCAUUCAGCAUUUGCAUUGUAACUUGUUAAAUGAGUGCUACACAACUUUCUUUUUCCUGAUCCUUUGCGGGAUUAAGUCAAAACAAACUUUCUCUGGUGCCUCUCCUUCAGAAUACGUGCCUUUUUACAUUUGGCUACCAUAGGUCACUCUCUGUCCCAGUGUCUCAUUCCUCUUCAGAGCGCUGUUUGCCAAAGACUUCAAACUACUCCUCCCACUGGAAGAGUAGGCAAAGGUUGGAACAUAAAAUUCAGCCUCAAAAAGAG